Molecule: messenger RNA, 3427 nt
Organism: Belonocnema kinseyi
Lineage: Eukaryota; Metazoa; Arthropoda; Insecta; Hymenoptera; Cynipidae
Product: nucleolar MIF4G domain-containing protein 1
Exons: 7
Coding region: 290-2986 (898 amino acids)
Biological process (GO): ribosomal small subunit biogenesis
Cellular component (GO): nucleolus
Molecular function (GO): protein binding; RNA binding
Source: RefSeq, a predicted model, not a curated record
UUUUAAACAGCAUUUUUACUCAUUAAUUUGUUAACAGAAAAAUAGAAAAUACAUUUUUAGUAUUCUAGCUUUUUAGUCAGAAUUUUUAAGGAGUUUCUCAAUUGAUUACAUGACGUUUUACGUGACUAUAAGUACUUUCAAUAAAAUUAUAUCGUUUAUUUAAAAAAAUCUCUAACUCUUCAAUAGAAAAUAAUUCAAAAAUCGACGAAAAACUAUUUUUUGCUCCACUGUGCAAUGUGGCCACUUUUCAAAUAUUCGCGCGUCUUUCAAGCUUCCAAACUUUGCGCAUAUGCAGAAUGUUCAUGAUCAAACACGUGUAAAAUUGUGGUUAUGUUCCUCAUACAUUUCGUGUUUGACGUUUGUGAAAUUCUCUUCCGAAAAAUAUCCUUCUUGUAAAAUGAGUGCCGUAAAAUAUAGUUCCAAGGGCAAAAAUAAAGGGAAGAAGAAAAGGCCGGUUCAGAAAACGAGAAAGGAAUUGCGAAAAGAGAAACGCGUACAGAAAAAACAGAAUCGUAAACUGUUUCAUGAGAAGAAAAAGUCGGAGCCUCAAGAAUCAGGGAAAUUUGUUUUAAAUCCAAAAGGAUUGGACCAACAUGUCAAGAAAGAAAAUAAAUCUGAAAAGGAGAAAAAUGUGCAGGAUAGAUUACAAAAGGAACUAGAAAAUGAAAAGAAGAAAGAGCAGAGAUUGGAGAAGGAAAUGGCGAGAAAAAGAAGGAGGCAGUUGAAAGAAGCUAAUAUGGAAGAAGAUCGAAAUAUUAAACAUUUGGAGAAGCAAUUGAAGCUGAAUAGAAGAAAGAGCAAGAAUGUUCCAAAAUCAUUUGCUUCUGACGGCUUGGAUUAUCUUUUGGACUUUUGUGAUGAAGAGAACAGGAAAAUUGCCGUGGAAGCCGAGAAACAAUUGCUCGGAGCUGAUUCCGGAUCCGAAUUCGAAGAUGAUUUCGCUGUCGCGACUGGAGAAACUGCGAAGAAAGAUAACAAGAAGAAUAAGAAGCUUUCGAAAAUAAAUAAAUCAGAUUCCGAAGCUUCCUGCAACUCGGACGACAACUUUGAUGAUUCUUCAAAGAAAGGAAAAUUCAAUAGUAAAUUGAGCAAAAAGUCUCAACCUGAUGAAUCAGAAGAGGAAGAUGAUUUUAGUCUUGACGAAGAUAUGGAAGAUGAAGAGGAUGAAGAAUAUGAGGAUGAAGUUGAAGACGAAGAAGAAAGCUUAGAAUCAAAGAAAAGAAAACUGGAAUCAAACCAGAAAACUGUUAGCGAACAGAAGAAAAGAAAAAUUUCAGAAAGUGAAGAUUUGGAAGAAGAAAUGGAAGCAGAUUCCGAUUCCGAAGAAGAUUUAGGAAAUCCCGAAGAAGAUGAAGAAAAUACGAAACUUUGGGAAGAUAUUUAUGGAAGAACGAGGGACAAAGAUGGCAACGUGGUAACAAAUCGCUACGUUCCUCCAGCAGCGAGGGAAAAAAAUCUCAAGGAGGAUUCUGAAAAUAGCGAAAAGUUGAUUAGACUCAGAAGGCAAUUAAAAGGUCCCUUAAACAGAUUAACGGAUCGAAAUAUGCAUACGAUUGCUGGACAGAUAGACGAACUUUUUCUGACAAACAGUCGCAACGACAUGAAUGAAAUGUUGUCGAAAUUAAUGAUGGAGGCGAUCGUUGCCCCAAUAAUGACUCCUGAUCGUUUAAUAAUGGAACACAUGAUGCUAAUUGCUGUUCUUCACGCAAAUGUUGGCUCGGAAGUUGGUGCUCAAUUUUUACUGAAUCUAGUGAAAAAAAUUGAAGAGAAGCUCAAUUCGCCACAGGAAGUCGAAAAUAAGGAGCUCGAUAAUUUAAUAUUGAUGUUUUCGCAUUUGUACAACUUCAAAAUCUUCGGAUCGAAGUUAAUCUACGAGAUUCUUGAAAAAUUAUCCGAGAAAUUUUCCGAAAAGGAAAUAGAGUUGAUUCUUCUCAUCCUGAAAAGCGUUGGUUUCGUCCUGAGAAAGGACGAUCCAUUAUCUUUGAAGGAACUUGUUAUCAAAUUACAACAGAAAGCAGCACUCGCCAAAUCCGAAAACUUGAGAGUGAAAUUCAUGAUCGACGUUUUGAUGGCGAUUAAGAACAACAAUAUGAAUAAAAUUCCCCAGUACGAUCCUUCGGUUUUGGAACACUUGAAAAAGGUCCUGAAAACUUUAAUCCGAACCGGAAAUGGAAUUUCACAACUUAAUAUAACACUCGAGGAUCUUCUUCAAGUUGACGAGAGAGGAAAAUGGUGGAUUGUUGGAGCCGCCUGGUCGGGAAGUACGAGCCUCGGUAAACAGGAAAAAAGUGUAGAAGAUAAGCCAAAGUUUAGUGCAAAGCUUCUCGAAUUAGCGCGGAAGCAACGAAUGAAUACGGAUGCGAGGAGAAAUGUCUUUUGUAUUUUGAUGUCCGCUGAAGAUUAUUUGGACGCUUUUGAAAAGCUUCAUCAUCUUGGAUUGAAGGAUGGCCAAGAGAAGGAAAUUAUUUACGUUCUGAUGAAUUGUUGCCUGCAGGAAAAGAAUUUCAAUCCUUACUACGCUCUACUUGCUCAGAAAUUCUGUGAUUACGAUAGGAAAUAUCAGAUGACAAUUCAAUACACUCUUUGGGACAAACUGAAAACUUUGGAGAAUUUUAACAACAAGCAGUUGAAAAAUUUAGCUCGUUUUCUCACACAUUUGUUCUUGCACAGAGGAUUAUCGAUUUCAACGAUGAAGGUUGUGCAACUCGAGGAAUUGGACAAGCCGAAAAUGAAGCUCUUGCGUCAAAUUGUCCUUGGAAUUUUGAUGCACGAAAAUUCGGAAGCCUGUUUGGGCGUAUUUGAGAGAAUAACUCGUUCGGAACAACUGGACAACUUUAGGGAAGCUUUAAGGUUGUUUAUAACUCAGUUUGUGGUCAGAAAUGCGAAGGAAGGUCUCAUUCCUGAAGAUAAAGCAGUGCUGAUAAAAGAAAGAGCAGAGCUCGUCGAUAGGUUAUUAGCAACACGAAAUUCGAGAAUUGUUUUCUAAUCUGCUAGAAAAAACAAAACAAAAAACACAUCAGGUAUGCAGAAAAAAAUUUAGAAAUUAGUUUUAUUUCUUAUUAAUAUUUUUUAUUUUAUAAACAAAUACAUAUGUUAUUUAAAUAUAAAAGAGAUAAGACUGAUUUCAUUUCUGACUCGAAAAAAAAUAUGUAUCUGUUGAUAUCUUAAUUUUUUUUGCAUAAAUUAUCCUUUUGCAAAAAUCUGAUUAUUAGUAAUUAAUCUGAAAUUACUUAUUUAAAUAAGCUUAGUUCUAAACGAGAUUUAUUUAAAUUGGGGACUCUCCCUUGGAUAAAAUUCAAGAACCAUUUUUACCUGAUUUUAUGUCGUCGAUAUUAUAUUUAAUAAUAAUUUUUACCAAUUUAGUUAUGUAAAUAGUUUUAUGAACCUGAUUUCAUUUGUUAAUAAAUAAUUAAAACUGAAAAUGGGU